Molecule: messenger RNA, 480 nt
Organism: Paramuricea clavata
Lineage: Eukaryota; Metazoa; Cnidaria; Anthozoa; Malacalcyonacea; Plexauridae
Source: the annotation of a GenBank genome assembly
AUGGAUGCUCCGAAGAAGUUUAAGGCUGCACUGAACCGUACAUUUAGCGAUAAGGGCGGCGUCUAUUGGCAAAGCUGUAGCGAUGAGCAUUUCAGCACAUAUGUUAUGACAAUGUUGCAAGAAUUUAUUGCUACCAAAGGGACGACACGAAGAGGAACACUGAUAAUUGGCCGCCAUGUUAAUUAUCGGCUAGUUGAUGAUGAUGACGAAUUCAUUGACAACGACGAUGAAUUUGUAGAGGAGGAUGACCCUCGUAAGAAGAGGGACGAUUUUGAUUCCUCAACAUAUCUACUGAAUGAAACAACUCAGGUAAAUAUGCAGGUUAUUUGUUAUGUUUCGCGCACUGAAAUAUAUAUGAGAGCUGAACGUACGGUAAUUAGUAAUUAAUUUCAAAACUCUUACUGUACAAUACAGAUUGAUAAGAAUGGUGUGAUCCCCGAGGAACGGUGGAAAUAUAUUUGGAUGGUUCCAUAUCUUUGA